This is a messenger RNA of Drosophila suzukii, 524 nucleotides long. RefSeq lists its product as uncharacterized. Lineage: Eukaryota; Metazoa; Arthropoda; Insecta; Diptera; Drosophilidae. The record is from RefSeq and is a predicted model, not a curated record.
AGGUAAAAUAUGAACUGGAAAUUUCUUAUUUGCUGCCUGCUCGGCCACUCUUUCGUUAUAGCGAUCGAGGCCAACUGUCUGCGGGGCACGGGCCACAUGUGGCAGCUGAAGCCUCCCACCGGUACGACCAGCUGCAAUAGACCGUCAUUACUGGCCAGAAAUGCAACGGCAGUGGGAAAUCCAGCAGCAAGGUCUGCAGUCGACAUUGCAGCAGCUUCAAUGGGAACAGUAGAUCCGGGGUUCGGAGGAACCCCUGCGGCCCCUCCUGUGGUGGUUCUGGCCAACUACGUCUACGAGUGCGCCAGUCGCCGGACAUCGAGCAGUUGCAGCAAGCAGCCGGAGCCGGAAUCGAAGCCGGAAUCCGAAUCCGGACCGGAGCCGGAGGUUCCUAAGCCCCGCACUGUGACACUGGCAGCCGGCGAACUGGCAGGAUUCGGGUCAACUGGGUGAGCUGGGUUUUGCAUGGGAUUAAUGCAGCCGAUGCGAGGGGUUUUGUAAACCCACCACAUAUACAUUUGCAUAUA